UUUAAAAUGGGAAGAAGAAGAUCUAAAAGAAAGCCAGCACCUAAAAGAAGGGCAGAUCCCCUGGAUAGACAAUUCAACUGUCCUUUUUGCAACCACGAGAAGUCUUGUGAAGUUAGAAUGUAAGUCCUCUGGUCUUGUGCAGUCUAAACAAACGCACGCACGGCGUACGUGCUUAAAUAUUUCUUGAAAUUUAACUAAAACCGUUCAAUAUUGUGCUUCUUUAUAUUGUGCUGCGAUGUUCUCGAAGAACUGAAAUUUAUCGCUUGUCAAAGGAGUUGAAUUUUAUUUUUAGCUGCACCGAAAGUAAUUGUGGAAUUGAUUGUAAUUAUUGUUUUUUCAUGCAUCCUCUAUUUUACCUUAUUUAACCACUAAGAACACAGUGUUAGCUUACCCUUAAAGAUUAACAUCUGACUGUUUUGAUGUUGUAUUUUCAGGGAUCGGGUUAGAAAUACAGGGCACAUAUCAUGUCGAGUUUGUUUGGAAGAUUAUCAGACGUCCAUUACCUGUAUCCUUUGAAAACAAAGAAGAAGAAGAAAUUAGUACGAAACGGCUAAUUGAGGACACUGUUGUUAUAUCUUCCCCUGAAGAUGGGAUGGUACAUUGUAUUUUUGAUUUUGUGCAUGGUUAUCUGAGUAACUGUAAGGUCCAGCUGUUUGCAGGACAUAAACAGUGCCUCCACUCCUCUGGUGUUAGGGAGCUUAAGCAACGACGAUGGCAACAGCAACAAGAACGGCAAAAAAAAAAAACAAUAGGUUUAUAUUAGCAAAGCAACAGCUUUAACUUGUUUGGCCUUAUUCUUUUUUGUGAUUACAGCUGUAUGUUGAACUUGACUUCAUCUCGGCCCAUAAAAAUGCCAAAAAAAGAACUUAACCAAUAUUUAACAUUAUUAUUCCUCGAGCCCGAAUGGGCUAUUGACUCAGAGGCCAUGAGGGCGAGAGGAAUAAUUGUUUUAGUAAAAUCCAACCAGUUGGUCAAAAAUAUUGAGAAUAAAAAAUUUUAGCUAGUUAAAGCUAGAUUUUAACCCUUUAAGCCCCAAUAUCCACAAACAAAUUCUCCAAACUGAUCUCUAUACAUUUCCUUACAGAAUUAGUUGGGAGAAACGUCAAAAAACCCACGCUUUUCACUACUAGUGGGCUAUAACAUAUAGCCUAGUAGUAGCUCAACCAAUCAGAAUGCAGCAUUGAUAAUAGACCACUAGUUGGAUUUUACUAAAUCCAGUUAUCUUGCCCUCAGGCUUGGUCAAUAAUGCAUGUAUACUGGUGCAGUCCCAAGGAUCAAACCCGGGGUCAGUUUACUAAAACUUUUACACCUGUAAUUUACAAGUGUAGCUAUUGUUUUCAGACUCUACAACAACAGCUGCACUUAAAAACUACACUUGUAAAAGUUUUAUUGAAUUGAAAGAUCUCCAGCAAAACUCAAAUGCUUCUUCCAGAGAAGAAUAUAUUCCACAAAGGUUGACUGUUUUGUUAUAGAUUCAUCGCAUUAACAUUUGACCUUUGUGGCCUUUUGUCUUUUGUCUGUCAUUCGUAAAUAAUAGCUAGAACAAUGUAACUACUCCAUCGUCCAAUCAGUGCUUAUGAAUGGAUUUUGGGCAGAUUUUACAUCAUCAGUAUGGAAUUUCUGUUGCUGAAUCGUAGACCUUUCUCCUCACGAAACUUCCCCAGUGGUGAGGAGCGAGAAGAAAUGGAUGUUUUCACAGGCUAUUGAAUGAAAUGUAGCCCAUUGUGGAAAUGUAUGAUGAUGGAGUUUAUUUAGACAGCACUUAAAAGGUGUUUGCAAAAUCAGAGGUGAUGAAUGAAAAAGCGUUAAAUUAGCAACGAUCACUGGUAGUGCGACCCUUCUCUGAAAAUAUGAGACAUUGAAGCAACAUAUUCAAGACUCUGAGCCUGGUUUAAAGUAAAAGUUUGAGACUUCUAAGAUAUACCAGGAUCAGAUCAGAAGUUUCUAGUUAACAUGUGGCACCUUUCUGACAUAAUUAUGUGCCACUUAAAAACUGCUUGAUUUUGCUUGAACUUUCCUUAACUAGUUGCAGAUCUUUCAGAACCUGUUGAUGUUUACAGUGACUGGAUAGAUGCUUGUGAAAGUGCGAACCAGUAGUGCAUCAUACUAUAGGCCAUUUCUGAGUUCAUUAACUUUCAGUUUCAAAAUGAAGCAAAGUGCAAAAUCUUUCUUGUGAAAAUGAGAUUUAUUUGCAUGAGAAUAGAAAUUGUUUUCAUGUUAAUAGCUUCUCACUUAUCUUCGCAUUGUAACUGAGGCUUGGAGCAGCUCGGAAAUGGUCUAUUCUUACAGAACUCUUUAAAGAGAGACGGCUCUUUAUGGUUUGCCUCAAGUCCACUUAUAAUGAAGAACGAUGAAGGGCAGAAAAUGGUUGGCAACCUUACCAAGAAAUGUGAAACUGCAGAAUCAUGACAAGAUUACUUUGCAUACAUGUAUAUAGAUGUAAAAAGAAGACCUCCCGCAUUGCUGGGAAUUCUUGGAAGCUUUCUAUAGGUUUAUGUUCCCUUGCAACUUUCUAUAAGCAUAUACCACAUGCAGUGUUCCGACUG
This is a messenger RNA of Porites lobata, 2546 nucleotides long. The record is from the annotation of a GenBank genome assembly. Lineage: Eukaryota; Metazoa; Cnidaria; Anthozoa; Scleractinia; Poritidae.